Molecule: messenger RNA, 2363 nt
Organism: Acanthisitta chloris (rifleman)
Lineage: Eukaryota; Metazoa; Chordata; Aves; Passeriformes; Acanthisittidae
Product: otoancorin-like
Exons: 17
Biological process (GO): cell-matrix adhesion
Cellular component (GO): cell surface
Source: RefSeq, a predicted model, not a curated record
GCUGGGUUUAUUGGUUUGCUUUUAUGAUGACCUGGAACAGAUGGAUGCAGCUGUGGCCCGAGCUUUGCUUCAUCAAAUGAUUAAAUGCAAUCAACUGAGAGGUUUCCAGGCAGAGGUUCACAAGCUCAAAUCUCAACUCCUGAACAUUGCCACACAAAACCAGACAUUGAACGACACCCUCGGAUCUCUGUCAGAUGCUGUGGUUGGACUAACUUCAAGUCAGCUGGAAUCUCUGUCACCUGAAGCAGUACAUAAUGCUAUUGCAACACUAAACCAAGUCUCUGGGUGGGCAAAAAGCCAAGUUAUGAUUUUAUCCAGUAAAUACCUCUCUGGUGAAAAGGUUUUAUCAUUUUAUAACGUCAGUCAGAUGGGUGUGUUGGUAACUGGUAUCAGCACCCAGACAUUCUACAGCAUGAACCCAAGGGAGCUCUCUCAGAUCAUUCGGGGCACAACAUCCCACUACUUGUCUGACUUAUCACCUGCACAGCAACAAGGGAUCCUCAGGAAGAUAGCUGCAUCUGGAGAUUUUUCUUCCUCAGUCAAAGAUAUACAAGGAGCUUUCUUUAAAGAACUAUCUCUUCCUGGUUUAUGGAAGCAGACUGGAUAUAAUUCUUCAAUGAUGAAAGAGAAAGAACUAAGAAGGAGCCAGGCUUUGUACCUGUAUGAAUUACUGUCUCAGAAAAACUAUCCCGAUGACCUUCUAAGCACAGGACAGCUUGUGAGAGGAGUAACUUGUCAACUCAUUGAAAGUAUGGGCACAGACAUAUUUUUAAACAGCUUUAAAUUCUUUGAAAUGAAUCUUCAUCUGCUUUCUCCAUAUCAGGUUAAUUGUUUGGCUUGGAAGUUUUGGAAAGUCUCCAAUGCAUCUAUUCCUCCCUUCCUCUUACUGGUGCUUCCUUCUGAGUACCUGGAGUAUGUUUCAGGCCCUUUGUGUGUCCCUUUCAUUGAAAGUCUGGGGAAGACUGAAAUGGACCUUUUGAUUCCAAGCCAUCACAAAAGGAACGCUGUCCUGCACAAAGUACAGGAGUGCUUGAAUGGCUCCAUUGCUGAUGAAUAUGAUGUUGACCUACUUGGAAAUCUAAUCUGCCACUUACCUCCAGCUUUUCUACAUAGCAGAGUGUCCCUGAAGGCAAUGGAAACAGCCCUUCAUCAAUUCAAACUCUGCCAACAGCUCAGCCAUGAGCAGAAGACUGAAAUUAAAUACAAAGUCCUUGAGUUAUAUGGCUCCUCAAACAACUGGACAGCAGAAACAACAUUAGAUGUUGGACCAUUCAUAGCUCUGCUGACAAAAGAGGAAUUAAAUAUCCUUGCUGAAAAGUUCCCAGAUAUCAUUUUACAAAUAGCAAAGACAAUUGGACCAGGUUCUUCAGCUGAAGAGCUUCAAUCAACUGUGUUUGAGUCUAUCUCCAAUGCCACUGCCAACAUGGGAUCGUCUCUCACCACACCUGAUUGCCUGGGAACCAGAGCUCCUUCUUCAGAUGAAAUUGUUAAAUUAGCAGAAGCAAAUGUGUUUUGGUCAGUUCAGGAACUGAAGUGCAUGGAUCCAGGGACCUUUGACAAAAAUGUGGAACUUCUUGGGACUGUCUCAGGUUUUAACAGCUCCCAGCUUACUGCCUUGAAGGAAAAAGCCAAGCAGGUUUGGGGAUCUCUGCCAGACUGGAAGAGUUAUCAUGUUGUUUCCCUGGGUCGCAUUGCUCUGGCACUCACUGAACAUGAAAUCAGAGAGUUGGAUUUGCAUUCAGUCGACACUGUUUCUGUCCUUAGUCAGCAAACAGAGUGGACUCUUACCCAGGCAAGAUCUAUUUUGCAAGGUUUUCUAGAAGACUCUGGCCAGACCAUCAGCACACUAAAAAGCUUUGAUUUAGUUGGAUUAGGAGCUAUUCUCUGUGCUUUGAACUCCACUGAAAUCAUGUCCAUAAGAACUGCUGAAUUCAGUGCUGCUGUUGCAAGAAUUGGCCUGUUGUUUUGUAGCACUCCUGUUCUGAGGCAGUUUAAGAAGAUGGCAGAGUCUGUGUUUGGUGCUGCUACCAGCUGGAAUGGCUCUGUUUUACAGGAAAUUGGUACUAUAGCAGGUGGUUUGAAUGAGGAUGAAUUAAAAGCUUUUGAUAAAAACUUGAUGCCGUAUUUCCAGCCAUCAGCAGUGAGACAUAUCCCUCCUGAAGUUUUUCAAGCAUUGUCCCCAGAACAAAUAGCAAACCUGGGCCCUGAAAAUGCUGCUGUGGUUACCAGGUUGCAGCAGGAGCACCUGGAUGCAUCACAGCUCCAGAGCCUUGGGCUGGCACUGGAUGGAGCCAGGAGCAGCAGCCCGGAGACACAGAGCAGUGCAGGCACUACCCAGGCAGUGCAAACCCUGGCUCCAAGCA